UUCUCUCUCCUCCCCUGUAACUCCUCCGAAUCCCUAAUUCCGUCGAUCUCUCUCGUCUCAAAAAGUUAUCUCCGGCGACUCAAGAUUACUUGAUUCCGGCCGAUCAGUGACCAGAAUGGAGCACCACAGCUCAGGACUUCGCCGCAUUCUGGUUCUCGCUUUUUGCGUCGCCGGAAUCUGGUCGGCGUAUAUUUACCAAGGCGUCCUUCAAGAGACAGUGUCUACAAAGAGAUAUGGUCCAAACAAGCAGAGGUUUGAACAUCUAGCUUUUCUUAAUCUGGCGCAAAGUGUAGUUUGCUUAAUUUGGUCAUUUAUUAUGAUAAGGCUAUGGUCAGGCGGAAGUGGUGGUGGUGCACCUUGGUGGACUUAUUGGAGUGCUGGAAUUACAAACACUAUCGGUCCUGCUAUGGGAAUUGAAGCAUUGAAAUACAUCAGUUAUCCUGCUCAGGUUCUUGCAAAAUCUUCUAAAAUGAUUCCAGUAAUGUUCAUGGGUACUUUAGUGUAUGGUAUUAGAUAUACCUUUCCAGAGUAUUUGUGUACUCUAUUAGUUGCAGGUGGAGUUUCUUCAUUUGCUCUUCUUAAGACGAGUUCUAAAACUAUAAACAAGUUAGCUCGCCCGAAUGCACCUAUAGGAUAUGGACUCUGUUUCUUUAAUCUCGCGUUUGAUGGAUUUACAAACGCCACUCAGGAUUCAAUUUCAGCAAGGUACCCAAACACAACAGCUUGGGACAUAAUGCUAGGAAUGAAUCUAUGGGGAAGUAUUUUCAACUCCAUUUUUAUGUUCGGUUGGCCAGGAGCAGGCGGUUAUGGUGCAAUCGAGUUCUGUAGGCAGAAUCCCGAAGCAGCUUGGGACAUUCUCUUAUACUGUAUUUGCGGUUCGAUCGGACAGAAUUUCAUUUUCCUAACAAUCAGCAGAUUCGGUUCACUCGCAAACACAACCAUUACCACGACCCGAAAAUUCGUCAGCAUCGUCGUAUCUUCUCUACUGAGUGGUAACCCUUUAUCGAAUCAACAAUGGGGAAGCGUAGCGAUGGUGUUCUCCGGCUUGUCAUACCAAAUAUAUCUCAAGUGGAAGAAACUUCAGAGAUUACCAAAGAAGAAGAAGACAACAAAGGCGAAUUAAACUUGGAUUAUUUUUUUUUUUUUUGUAUUGAUGAAACAUUUUCUCAUAAUUAUAUAUUGUUACAAUGCAGAAUCAUAUAAUUUAUAGAUAGAUAAAUACAUUUUCAAA
Messenger RNA from Impatiens glandulifera, 1231 nucleotides. Its product is annotated as UDP-galactose/UDP-glucose transporter 3-like. The record is from RefSeq and is a predicted model, not a curated record. Gene Ontology annotation, cellular component: endoplasmic reticulum membrane; Golgi membrane. Lineage: Eukaryota; Viridiplantae; Streptophyta; Magnoliopsida; Ericales; Balsaminaceae. Gene Ontology annotation, biological process: UDP-galactose transmembrane transport. Gene Ontology annotation, molecular function: UDP-galactose transmembrane transporter activity; UDP-glucose transmembrane transporter activity. The transcript has 7 exons. Bases 116 to 1123 code for a protein of 335 amino acids.